Dovyalis caffra is the source of this 1131-nucleotide messenger RNA. NCBI's taxonomy places the organism in Eukaryota, Viridiplantae, Streptophyta, Magnoliopsida, Malpighiales, Salicaceae. The record is from the annotation of a GenBank genome assembly.
AUGGCUACUGUAGCUCAUCUCCCACUUCUCUGCAAACCAUCACCACCACAGCCUAACAAUCUCUUCUCCACCAUCCCGAAAACUCGGUUCAACCCACAAUUCAAACCCACCCGGUUCAAAUGUUUAGCCAGCCAAACCGGGUUCUUUACUAAACUAGGCCGCUUAAUAAAAGAGAAAGCCAAAAGCGAUGUGGAAAAAAUCUUCUCAGGUUUCUCCAAAACCAGAGACAACCUUGCCGUCAUUGAUGAACUCUUACUUUACUGGAACCUCUCUGACACCGACCGUGUCCUCGACGAACUCGAGGAGGCUUUGUUGGUGUCUGAUUUUGGGCCAAGAAUUACUAUUCAGAUUGUGGAGAGUUUGAGGGAGGAUAUAUUAGCAGGGAAGCUUAAAUCAGGGAGUGAAAUAAAGGAUGCACUGAAGAAGAGUGUGCUGGAUUUGCUAGAGAAGAAAGGGAAUAAAACUGAGCUUCAACUUGGAUUCAGGAAACCGGCUGUUGUAAUGAUAGUUGGUGUUAAUGGAGGUGGGAAGACAACAUCUCUUGGAAAGCUAGCAUAUAGAUUGAAGAAUGAAGGAGCAAAGGUACUGAUGGCAGCAGGUGAUACAUUUAGGGCAGCUGCCAGUGAUCAGUUGGAGAUAUGGGCCAAAAGAACUGGGUGUGAGAUUGUUGUGGCUGAAAGAGAAAAGGCCAAAGCAUCAUCAGUUCUUUCUCAGGCUGUGAUGAAAGGGAAAGAACAGGAAUUUGAUAUUGUUUUGUGUGACACAUCUGGACGUCUCCACACUAAUUACAGCCUCAUGGAAGAGUUAAUAGCAUGCAAGAAAGCUGUAGGCAAAAUAGUUCGUGGCGCGCCUAAUGAGAUCUUACUGGUAUUGGAUGGGACUACUGGUUUGAAUAUGCUUCCACAAGCAAGAGAGUUCAAUGAAGUUGUUGGAAUAACUGGUUUCAUUUUGACAAAACUCGAUGGGUCUGCUAGAGGCGGCUGUGUGGUCAGUGUCGUUGAUGAGCUUGGCAUCCCUGUAAAGUUCGUGGGUGUUGGAGAAGGUGUGGAAGACCUCCAACCCUUUGAUGCUGAGGCUUUUGUUAAUGCCAUAUUUUCUAUGAAGGUUGAGAAUCUUGUGCCGUAUUGGUGA